AUGUGGAAAUGUUUUCUUACAGACUCAAAUGGACCAGACUCAUGCUGCUUCAGUUACUAUGAGAUUCGAAUCCCUAUCAGACUCAUUACAGGGUAUAAAGUAACAGACCGUCAGUGUCCAAAACAUGGAGUCAUCUUUACCCUGAAGAACAGCAGUCGUGUGUGUGUAGAUCCUGAACUCGAGUGAGUGCAGAACCACAUGAAAAUAAUCGACCAGAUCCUAAACAGAUCUGAAUCGAGUGUUUAA
Silurus meridionalis is the source of this 246-nucleotide messenger RNA. Its product is annotated as C-C motif chemokine 8-like. Gene Ontology annotation, molecular function: chemokine activity; CCR chemokine receptor binding. The record is from RefSeq and is a predicted model, not a curated record. Gene Ontology annotation, biological process: monocyte chemotaxis; neutrophil chemotaxis; cellular response to interleukin-1. NCBI's taxonomy places the organism in Eukaryota, Metazoa, Chordata, Actinopteri, Siluriformes, Siluridae. The transcript is spliced from 2 exons. Gene Ontology annotation, cellular component: extracellular region.